Molecule: messenger RNA, 420 nt
Organism: Pestalotiopsis fici W106-1
Lineage: Eukaryota; Fungi; Ascomycota; Sordariomycetes; Amphisphaeriales; Sporocadaceae
Exons: 2
Coding region: 1-420 (139 amino acids)
Source: RefSeq, a predicted model, not a curated record
AUGAAGUUCAACCGCGAAUUCAUUCUUGCCCUGUUUGGUGCGACAACAAUUGUCUCUGCCUCCGCCAACCCUGAAUCUGCCAGGGUUGCCGAAUGUGGAAGUUCUGAGAAUGUAAUGUCGAUUCCCGAAGGCGCCAACGCCUCCGAGUAUCGUUCCUGUCUGAAUCACCCAGCUGGAAAGGCAGGGCCCACCGCGAUGGAUUCCCUCGAGAAGCGGGACUGCUGGUUCGGCGGUGACCAUGGUUGCAAAAAUGGGUACUGCUGGAAACGAUGGGGUGAUGAUCUGACCAACGGCUACUGGUGCUGGACUGCUUUGAACGGCGGUAAUGGGAACUGGAUCCAGUGUUCGACAGACAGCCAAUGCACUACUAUCGUGGCUUGUGGCCUGGGUGACUGCAAGGACUGCGGAUGCAACUGUUAA